Caenorhabditis briggsae is the source of this 309-nucleotide messenger RNA. The coding region runs from base 1 to 309 and encodes 102 amino acids. NCBI's taxonomy places the organism in Eukaryota, Metazoa, Nematoda, Chromadorea, Rhabditida, Rhabditidae. The transcript is spliced from 2 exons. The record is from RefSeq and is a predicted model, not a curated record.
AUGAUAAUUGCUAGUUAUAAUGGUAUUAGGGAAGACAUAUUAUUUGAUGGAAUCCAGACCAGAAGAUGGGAUCCAAAGAAGAGACCAGCUAGAUAUGUUCAAAGUGCACCACUUGGAAGAGUUUUCCAGUUCGAAGAAUUCAGUGGUCCUCAAUUCUCAAAUUACUUUGAUCUCGAUUGUUUCAAUUUCGAUUUGCUGAACUGCACGAAUGCAUUCGAUAUAGUGAGAGAAUCUGAUGGAUUGAUUGCCUCUGUGAAAGUGGAGAGGGAUAUAUUCUUCAUGUUUGAUUGGAAUUCUAGACUUUCAUAA